Paramecium tetraurelia is the source of this 1365-nucleotide messenger RNA. RefSeq lists its product as uncharacterized. Gene Ontology annotation, molecular function: poly(ADP-ribose) glycohydrolase activity. The record is from RefSeq and is a predicted model, not a curated record. Gene Ontology annotation, cellular component: cytoplasm; nucleus. Gene Ontology annotation, biological process: nucleotide-sugar metabolic process; ATP generation from poly-ADP-D-ribose; carbohydrate metabolic process. Lineage: Eukaryota; Ciliophora; Oligohymenophorea; Peniculida; Parameciidae. The transcript is spliced from 4 exons.
AUGAAUAAUUAAUCAUCUGAUCGAAAAUUUGUCGAAAUUCUGACUCCAGUUUUAUCAGACUAAGAGGAAGACAAUUAGAAUAACAAACCAUAAUAGCAUCCUUUGUAAUUUUUAUACAUCUCUCCUAAUUUGUAUGUGAAAUUAUGGCCUGAAAUUAAGAAGUAGCUAGCCUUAUUAAAGACAACUUAAAGCAAUAUGACACCUUUUAAUGCUUAAUAAAUCUUGGAAGAAAUUUAUUGUCUGCAUUUUCCAAAUCCUUAACAAAUUAAAUCAAAAAUCAAUUUCAGAAACUUUUAUCUGGCUUUGGAUGGAUUUCCAUAAAAAAAAGAAUUCUUAGCCAAAGUCCCAUAGAUAGCUGAUUUGGCUCUAAAAAUGGAUUCAGAAUUUACGGAUUAUUUAAGUAUGCUCUUAGAGAAAGUGGAAUUAAAAAGAAUUCAAGUGGCAAUAUUAUUGGCGAAUAUGUUUUUAUGUGUUAUGCACUUAUAACCUGAUUUUAAAUUAUUACCUCCAGUUUUCAUAAUGGGAAAAUUAUUCAACAGAUAAAAUGAGGAUAAUGCAUAAAAUAAUACUAAGAUCUAGAAGAUAAGAUGUCUAAUGUACUACUUCCUGCAUGUAUUUUCACCUGAAUUCAAGCCCUAAGAAAGAAUUACCUUUACAAGAAAAAAGCAAAAUUUAACAAUACAUAGUAAUCCCUUAUGCGAAUUUAUAUAUUGCGAAUACGGCUAAAUGGAGAAUGUGUCAGAUUGUUACAUAGUUGACUUUGCAAAUAAGAGGAUAGGAGGUGGAGUACUUAAUCUAGGGUGUGUGCAAGAGGAAAUAUUGUUUCUGACUCAUCCAGAGGCUCUGGCAUCUUUACUAAUAACCACAGAGAUCAGACCAGACGAAUCGAUUAUUAUUGAGAACAUCAAUAGACUUAUAAUGUAUGAUGGCUAUAGAGAUAAAUUUGAAUGCAAAGGAACUGUUAAGUAAAUCCGAAGUGUCAAUCUUAUUUGCAUAGAUGCAGGAGAAUACUCUGGCAGUUACCAUCAGCAAUACAAGGAUUACAAGAGGGAAUUGAUUAAAUCUUAUAGUGGAUUCUAUGGGAUUUCUCGUAUAUGCACAGGCAAAUGGGGUUGUGGAGCGUUUGGAGGUGAAUGGCAAUUAAAAGCUUUGAUUUAAUGGGUUGCUGCAUCUUUAGGAGGAUGCCAAUAAUUGGUGUUCGUCAAUGACGAGUCUUAUCCAUAGAAUUAAGCAUUCAAUUUACUUAAAGUCUUAAAUUCAAAUUAAUUGUGGGAAUAAAUAUAAAAGUAUUGUUAAAAAAAGUCCAAGGAAGAAAUGAGUAAAAUAAAUGCUAUUGAUUUUAUAUUAUCUUAAAAAUAAUUUUGA